CGUAUAUUUGCUGACCGGUGUCGUACAAUUUGCAGAAUCAUUAUGGCGACUGUUCUGGGAGACACUGCGGGAUUAUAUGAAGAUUUGAAAACUGAAUGGAAUCAGAAAAAUCCGAAUUUGAACAAAUGUGGCGACAUUUUGAAUGAACUGAAGAUCUCUCUGCUGGAAUUAAAUUUUUUGCCAACUUCGGGGACCAAGCUUACCGAACAGCAGCUGAUAUUAGCGCGUGAUGUUCUGGAGAUUGGCGCACUAUGUGGUAUCCUCAAGAAAGAAAUCCCUUCCUUUGAGAGAUACAUGGCACAACUGAAGUGCUAUUACUUUGACUACAAAGAGGAGCUGCCAGAGUCGGGCUACAUGCACCAGCUGCUGGGGCUGAACCUGCUGUUCCUGCUCUCCCAGAACCGCGUGUCAGAGUUCCACACCGAGCUGGAGAGGCUGAGUGCCCGGGACAUCCAGACCAACGUCUUCAUCAGGCACCCCGUGUCCCUGGAGCAGUACCUGAUGGAAGGCAGCUACAAUAAAGUCUUCCUGGCAAAAGGAAACAUCCCGGCUGAGAGCUACACAUUCUUCAUAGACAUUCUCCUGGACACGAUUCGGGAUGAAAUUGGCGGCUGCAUCGAGGAGGCCUAUGAGCAGAUCCAGUUCACUGAAGCCCUGCGCGUCCUCUUCUUCUCCUCCUCUGCCAAGAUGGCCGACUACGCCAAGAAGAGGGGCUGGGCUCAGGGCUCGGACGGCUGCUUCUCGUUCCGCUCGCAGCAGAAGCAGCGCACAGAGGAGCUGUGCAUCCCCUCCUCACAGCUGGCCCAGCAGGUCAUCGAGUACGCCCGGCAGCUGGAGAUGAUCGUCUAACAGAGACACGUGCACGUACAGUACACACACACACACACACACACACGCACACACGUGCGCAAACACACUUCCACACACGUGCACUGAUGAUUGAAACGCCUGGACAGGCUCACUCAGAGCUGUCCUGUCAGAACUACCGACAUCACCCCGGCCUUCGUCCUCCAUGAUUCCAGAGACCACUGCUAACGUUCACCCCGGAGGCUGGACUGUUCAAACCUCCGUGCUCUACACCCAGAUCGCCUUGACUUUGUGUGACAGCACAGUAGACAAACUUGCUCUAAUACUUUGAUAUUCAUUUGCUUACAUCUUACAAUUUUCUUCUUUUUAAAUAUGAUUAUUAGUGUUUCUUUGGCACGUGCUUGUGUGGCCGUAGCAGCCGGUAGACUGCCCCAGCCCCAUUCGGAGCUGGACUGCUCAGAGGAAACUCUGGUACACAGCAGUGCCAUCCUGACACAGCUUCCUCUGCUUCUUCAGUUUGGGGGGAAUUUAGUGCCUAAAUGCGGGGGCCUAACAGCUGUGCAGAUCUAGGCUUAGCAACUAGGCUACGGGCCACCCCAGGCUGUAGUUUACUUCAGAACUCGCACCUGUUUUGUGAACUGCAAAACAAUUGAUGCGUGUUUUUUGCAUUGCAAAAAUACAAAUCCUGUUACUCCGUCUGUGAUCUGCUCCACAAUUGGUUAUGAGCUACUCUUCCUCUAUUGGCUGUGGAUAACUUAAUUUUGAUUGGUGCGUUACACAUGGAUUUUUUCCGCUCUUGCACAUGGAAAUUUGUAUUGCAAUUGAUUUGUAGUUUGCAAUCGAGAUCGGUAAAACAGAAUUUCUAUUUUUGUGAUGCGCAAGACACGUGUGUAUUUUCUAAAAUGUGUGUAAAUAAUAUUGGCAUUUAAUCCAUAUCCAUAUUUAAGGGAUUCUAAAGAAAGAAUAAGACUGACACAAGGUCUGAGUCGCCUUACCCUGCAGGGACUUCGGAAACAAGUGUCUACCAAUCACCGUUGGCCUUGCUCUUACUAACACUCAUUAUGAUUGGUGCAGCUCCUCUCUGGGUUCUAUCUGAAAGGUGGUAACCACAGAGUGUUCUAUGGUGACGAAACCAACGUCCUGUCCCUACUUUAUAGUCAGGGAAACCAGCAGUUCCUUGUUAUUCGCUCUCGUGUUGUUUGCAGAAUCACUCCAUUCCCAUGCCCUUGCCUUGUAUCCUAGCAACUGGCAAAGUGAAUUGCUAUGAGUUUUUUUUAAAUAGUUUUUUUUGUUAUUAUAAUUUUUUGCCCCCUCCAAAGAAAGGUAAUACUUCAGAUGAUCUGCAACCAAUAUUUAUUUCUGAGGUUCACGUGGCUGUAAUGUGAGAAUUGAAAUAAAAUAAAAGUUUUUCCACUUCCUGUCAA
Molecule: messenger RNA, 2231 nt
Organism: Conger conger (European conger)
Lineage: Eukaryota; Metazoa; Chordata; Actinopteri; Anguilliformes; Congridae
Gene: psmd8
Product: proteasome 26S subunit, non-ATPase 8
Exons: 7
Coding region: 43-849 (268 amino acids)
Biological process (GO): proteasome-mediated ubiquitin-dependent protein catabolic process
Cellular component (GO): cytosol; proteasome regulatory particle, lid subcomplex; proteasome regulatory particle
Source: RefSeq, a predicted model, not a curated record